Messenger RNA from Conger conger (European conger), 1138 nucleotides. It is a transcript of the gene atp6v1g1, whose product is annotated as ATPase H+ transporting V1 subunit G1. Gene Ontology annotation, biological process: proton transmembrane transport. The transcript has 3 exons. Gene Ontology annotation, molecular function: proton-transporting ATPase activity, rotational mechanism. NCBI's taxonomy places the organism in Eukaryota, Metazoa, Chordata, Actinopteri, Anguilliformes, Congridae. The record is from RefSeq and is a predicted model, not a curated record. Gene Ontology annotation, cellular component: vacuolar proton-transporting V-type ATPase complex. The coding region runs from base 94 to 450 and encodes 118 amino acids.
GCUCCCGUGGUCAUACUACGCAUUGCCUGCUGACCGACCGCAGGAAACACCCAGACUCGUUUCAGCGCGGCGUCCUUUCACUCCAGCGGGGAGAUGGCCAGCCAGUCCCAGGGAAUCCAACAACUGUUACAGGCAGAAAAACGGGCGGCGGAGAAGGUCGGGGAAGCCCGAAAACGUAAGACCCGUCGCCUGAAGCAGGCCAAGGAGGAGGCCCAUGCGGAGAUAGAGCAGCACCGUGUGCAGAGGGAGAAGGAGUUCAAAACCAAAGAAGCUGUGGCCCUGGGUUCCCAUGGUAACUCAGCAGUGGAGGUGGACAAGGAAACUGUGGACAAGAUGGGACACAUCCAGGGCAGCUACAAGCAGAACCGUGAAGCCGUCCUGGGUAACCUGCUGAAGAUGGUGUGCGACAUCAAGCCAGAGAUCCACGCUAAUUACCGCACAGCUGGAUAGAACUCCACCCUGCCAAACUAGUGCUCCCGGGGCAUUCUGGGAUAAAUACUACUGUUGUAGUUGUACAACAAUUGCAUACCUUACUAGGAUAGUCAUACUUGUUAACAAAAUCGCUUAUUAUGAUUCGUUUCUUCUAACAUCCCACUUGGUAUCUUAUUUAUCUGUAAAUACUAACAAUUAAAAACAAGGUUUUAAUGGCUAGCCAACCGCAGCCACUCAUUAGAAUUUGAUGCAGUUUUGAUGCAGUUGGCCAUCCCUCAGUCUAGGUAACAUACAUGCUUACUAAUUAAGUAAUAAAGACAAGGUGAAUAUGGUUAAUAAUGAGCCAGUGAUCGUUAUUGCUGCCUAUGUGAAAGGUAAACUUGUAACGGGGGCCUGGCUGCCUGUGGAGUAGUUUGGAUUCUGUGCGUUAUUCUAUGCAAUGUAGUGCUGUCAUCUUUAUUUGUGUAAGAGGUUUUAGUCACUUUUUUUGGGAUUAUCCUGGGCAGACUGAUCAGAACACAAUAUUAACACAGUUCAUGGCAGCAUUUGGUUUGCACUGCAAGUCUUUGAGGAACAGAAUUACAAUUACAGUCAGAAUUACAUUCUCUAAACCCACACCUCACCCGUAUAGUGGCCAUUUCACUGCAAAAUAACAGUAAUUUAACAUUGUGGUGCUUUGUUUACUGAAUAAAACUGUUGAAAACAA